Messenger RNA from Mucor mucedo, 511 nucleotides. RefSeq names its product ribosomal protein L28e. The transcript has 4 exons. Gene Ontology annotation, cellular component: cytosolic large ribosomal subunit; ribosome. Lineage: Eukaryota; Fungi; Mucoromycota; Mucoromycetes; Mucorales; Mucoraceae. The coding region runs from base 23 to 442 and encodes 139 amino acids. The record is from RefSeq and is a predicted model, not a curated record. Gene Ontology annotation, molecular function: structural constituent of ribosome. Gene Ontology annotation, biological process: translation.
UCUCUACGUAAAUUUCAUCAAAAUGAGUGCCGAUUUGGUCUGGGCUAUUAUCAAGAACAACAACUCUUUCCUUGUUAAGCGUCAAAACGUUCAGUUCUCUGCUGAACCCGCUAACUUGAAGAACGUUAACUCUUUCAAGUACUCUGGUCUUGCUAACUACAAGACUGUUACCAUCCUCCCCGCUGCCCGUGGUGUCCGUGUCACUUUGCGUAAGGCUAACAAGGAGCAAUCCCCCAAGAAGUCUGCCAACACUGUUGUCAUUGCCAAGUCUGGCCGUAAGACCUCCAAGUCUAUUGCUAACUUGAUUGCUCGUGGUAACAAGUACAGACCCGAUCUCCGUGCUGCUGCCGUUGCUCGUGCCUCUGCUAUCCUCGCUACCCAAGCUCCCAAGAAGACCUUGAAGUUGCGUGAAGCUAAGGGUCCCCGUGCUCAAAAGAACUAAAUUUUUUGUUUCUUGACUUCUACCUCAUUAAAUAGCAAAGGCUAAUAAACGGACUUUGUUAAUUAUGUA